This is a messenger RNA of Lineus longissimus, 3199 nucleotides long. Its product is annotated as ankyrin-1-like. The transcript is spliced from 2 exons. NCBI's taxonomy places the organism in Eukaryota, Metazoa, Nemertea, Pilidiophora, Heteronemertea, Lineidae. Gene Ontology annotation, molecular function: protein binding. Bases 443 to 2866 code for a protein of 807 amino acids. The record is from RefSeq and is a predicted model, not a curated record.
CCUCAGCAGUCCAUUUCGUCACCCUGAUCGUGGACGCUCUUCAUAUUUAAGUGUUCCCGCCAGAAGUACUUAACACCAUGAUGUUAUACCGACAGAGUACCAAAUCAGUUCAACCUCGUUUCUAUAGUGAUUGUGGCCAGGUGUUUCUCGUCAUUUGCACUCAUCUACCAGUAUCCCGUUUGCGUCAUCGUAAUUAAUUAGUUCUCAGUCCACUGCGUCCGGAGUGUAUCAGGUGGUCGGUCGUUUACUGGUUUAAUAACAUACACUAAUUGGGAGCCAGAGACUGGCAUAUAUACUUCGUUUCACACGGCUGCAGUUCGUGAUCAGUCGAAUUCUAACAUCUAGUGUAUCUCGAGGUACUAACUAGAGCUAGUGUAUCUCAAGGUACUAACUAGAGCUGGUGAACUAACUAUAGCACUCAACGGGUUACCAACGGUUCAACAUGUCCUUCUGUUUUGAUGAGGUAUCUUGGUACAGCAGUGAUCCUUCGGAUUUAGCAUUUGAGAUGAAUUCAGCCCCGGAGUCUGAUGCCGAAUCUGAGCCUGAUUCUGACACGAGCGAAGCAGUAGAUGCUAUUCUGGAGGGACAAGAUCCAAUGAAGGUAUACCUCGCUGAUGCCUUACAUUAUGCAUUGGAGACUGACAAUUUCGAACGUGCGAAGUGGUUGGUAGAUCACGGUGCAGACGUAAAUGCAGAAUCGUCUACGACAGAUACUCCUUUUCGACAAGUAGGGCAGUAUCCUUUGGAGAUUGCAGCAGAAAAGAAUAACCCCGAGAUGUUCGAAUAUUUGCUCAGCCAUGGUGCCGACACAAAAAUCAUUUGGACAUUACUCAUGAACGAUCACAUUGACUCUUUGACAUUCUUUGCAGAACACCCUCAGCUGUUUAAAGUGAUAUUAGACGAUGUUCGUAAACGUGUAUGUACUAAGGAUAUAGAUAAGGAUGACUUUGACACUUUGAUAAGGUCGGUUAUUCGUCUGGAGAAAGGAAAUGCAGCCGAGGGUGGUUUAGAAAUUUUCCAAAUGCUGUUGGAACUUCAACCUCCCCUAAAUCUUCUUCGCUUUGACUCAAAUGAAGACGACGAGACUCUUUUGUCUUUUGCAGUAUCUUGUCAGUCCUUGCGGUUUGUGAAACUAAUCGUUGAACUUGGUACUGCAACCAACACUGAAGGGGGAUCAGACAGAGAUUGCUUGCCACUACACGAGGCGUGUAAUUUGCAUAGUGGGAUUUCAUCAUAUUGCAUCCCACUGCACGAGGCAAGUGACAAUGAUGACCUUGAGACUGUCAUGUUCCUCUUGGAACAUGGCGACAGGUGCGUUAAAUCGAGUGAUGGGUUGCUCCCAAUUGACAUGGCAUACAGGAAGUUGGCACCUAAUGUUCUGAGAUUUUUCCUCCAAAACGGUUACAGCUCUGAACUCAUCGAACACCACAAACUGCACAUUGCUUGUUUUCUUGAAGAUGUUGCUUUCGUGGAGAAGCUCAUCAGAAAUGGUGCUGAUGUGAAUGCGCUGGACGAUGAUGGUCGGGUACCCCUGGUGAUUGCAAUCAAGAUGAAGAAUACACACUUGAUAAAACUUCUGCUGAAAUCUGGGGCGGAUCCUGAGGUUGAUGGAAAGAAACUCUGUUCUAGUAAUGCAAUUGUUGCUGUAGUCAAAGAGGGUAGUGCCGAUAUACUUAAUGUAUUACUGAACUACUACCCUGGCAAGAUUGACCUGAAUGACCCAAAACAUAAUCUACUCAUGACUGCAGUUGCUGCAGAGAACCGGGAGACGUUUAGUAGGCUGUUGCAGUUGGGUGUAGACGUAUGCAAACAUAGUAAGGGUGAAGCAGAUGGUUUGAGACCAAUUCACAAAGCAAGUGAGUUGGGCAACUAUCAGAUGCUCAAAACUCUUAUUGAACGGGGUGCAGAUGUGAAUGACUGGGUAGACUGGGGGAUGGGUUAUACUAGUUCGUGGCAAAGAACUCCCCUGGCCAUGUGUCGAGAUCCUGACUGUAUUCGUCUUCUACUCGACUUCAGUGCAGACAUGUACAACCCCAGGUCACUUGGCAGUUCCGAACGUCUAUUUCAGCCUUGUUUCAUGGCAGUCACGGAUGGUCUUGGUGAUGUUGAAAUCAUGAGAGCAUACUGGGACAAGGAUGGGGCCAACCUUGCCAAAGAUUUCUCCAUCUUUAACUUGGCGUGUAUGAAGGGUUAUCAUGAACUAAUAGAGUUCUUGCUAUUGCAAAACCCCAGAUGGAAAACUGAAUGUCAUAAGCUCACUUUUUUUUCCAGCCAACCUAGGCAAUUUCACAUGUUCAACAACACGGUUAAAUUACUCCUUGACCUUGGGUGUACAUUUAACUUUGGUAGUUACCAAGUCUAUGCAGGCAACUUUCUCUAUCCUGAUCUCAGCCGGACUGGGGUCAGAAGCAGAGAUGAUAAGGAAUGGUUUGGUGCACAGUUUUACAAGCACCAAACAUUCGUUUUUACCAAGCUCGUGCAAGAACGCUGUGGCCACAACGACUGCCUUGAUGGAGAGGGACUUGUCAGCCUGCUGACUCGCACAAAAGACCGCAACAUGAUCAAGUGUCUACACGACUGCGGUCACAAACUUAUCAAACCGAUAAUGUACACCAGGAAAAGGCGGCAGUUCCACAAGGGUGAAGCAGAUCGCAUCGAUUUCAUGAACACCAUCGAACAGAUUUGCCAGGAGCCCAUCUCCCUGCAGAAUCGUUGCCAGAUUCAAAUUCGCCGGACCCUGUUCGCUUUCACAGCACCAAACUGUCACAUUGAUCAAACAAUAGAGAAGCUCCCAUUGCCUAACUGUUUGUUGGAGUUCUUGAGUUUCAAAGGGGACCAUGAGUACCAGUAUCUCAAAUACUGUUAACUUCAGACAUUACCUUAAUUUCGACAUCUUAUGCAUGUAUUCGAAAAACUGUUGUACCAUUGAUCAGAGUCCAUGUUCCAAGGUCUGUUGCCGGGUAGUGGAUUCGAUUAUAACGGUAAAGUUGUGCGAUAUUGUAUCGCCAUCUCUGCGUUGUGUCGCCAUUUACGUCAUGACAUUAAUUCCCAUUUAAAAGUGGCAAUAUAAUGUAGACUCUUCUAUCGACGUGGCGAUAAAAUAUCGUGCAACGUUACUCAAUUACAGCAAGAUUUUACCAAUACUACCGGUUGUAGUAAGAAGCCGAGACCUUCAAAUUAGAUUUUAUCAAAACUUAUA